AUGGUCCCCCUUCCCUUAUUCAAAUUGGGAGGUCUAUUUAUAAGACAUGUCUCCAAAUAUGGCGCGAAUUGGAUCAAAGCCCAAGCCCAUGACCAUCCAAGGUUUCGCAAAUCCGCCGCCAAAUAUGGUCAAUUGAUGCACCAGAUCAAUAUGCGAAUGUCCGUAACAUUACUUCGAAAUAUAGAGGCCGAGAGAAGGGCAAAGGAGAAGGCAGAGGCACCUACAGUCAAGACAGAAGAAGAAACCCGGCAGGACGAGACGAAGGCCAAGAAAAGCCAAAAGGAGGCCCCGAAGAGUAUAUGGCGGCGGAAGUUCCGGCCCCUGCCAGAAACGAAAGCUGUGGAUCUCUUUGCGGAUGUCAUUGGAGAUGCUUUCAUCCUCUCAGUGGCUAUAGGCCUAAUACUCUACGAAUAUAUACGAGCGCAGGGGAAACCGGAUUCGAAUGGGCUGAAGAUAGCUGCUCUUGAUGAGAAGUUGAAGGAACUUGUCGAGAAGGAGAAAGAGCUGGAGGAAGCAAAGCAGCAGCAGCAAAACAAGGUUGAGACUCUGGAGCAAGCUAUUGAAGAGAUGCGGAAUGCAAGUCGGAAGCAAAAGCAGUCCGUAUCAUUACUCUCCUGA
Lachnellula hyalina is the source of this 618-nucleotide messenger RNA. RefSeq names its product OPA3-like protein. Gene Ontology annotation, biological process: regulation of lipid metabolic process. Bases 1 to 618 code for a protein of 205 amino acids. Gene Ontology annotation, cellular component: mitochondrion. Lineage: Eukaryota; Fungi; Ascomycota; Leotiomycetes; Helotiales; Lachnaceae. The transcript has 2 exons. The record is from RefSeq and is a predicted model, not a curated record.